CCAAAGCAGGCGCGUAACGCGCGUUGCGCUAUCCAUGGUAUCUAAACAACAAAACAAGCCUCCCCCAGUCGAAAACAGCAGAAGACGCGCUCGAGACAGGUUGUUCUCUAGUUAUGCACGCGGACAACAGAAGACCAAAGUCUUUCUGUUCACAGAGGAGACAGACAGGAUGAUAUGCCAUCAUCUGAGCCGAGUGCUGGCACUUUGCGUAAUAUUGUGCGCCAUGAAAACAGCUUCCAUCGUCCACGGCGCACGAGCUUUCGAGAGAAAAGUGUCUAUGAUGCUGAAAGAGGAGCCAGUGAACCCCAAGUGCUUUGCUGAAACCAGGAACGACUUCACGUGUUUCUGGGAGGAAGAUGAGGAGAGGGCAGGCCAUGUGGAAGAGUACUACUUCACUUACACCUACCAAAAUGAAAACGGCAGCAGGUGCCCACUGACUGUCAUGCCUGCAGACGGGGGGAAGAGGCUGUUUGUCUGCCAUCUGAACCGAGCCCAGAUGUUCGUAGAAAUGGACAUAAAAGUUCAUCGAGAGGGAGUGCUGCUCCACAAUCGCAGCCUCCUCGUCGAGCUCGUCUUUUUUCUGGACCCUCCGGCUAACGUGACAGUGAGCAGCACGGGUCAGCAAGGCCAGCUGAACGUCAGCUGGAUUGUCCCUCCUCUCAAGUACAUGGACGACAGCAUGAUGUACGAGGUCAGCUACGCCACAGUGGACAGCCACAUCUGGAAGGUGGAGGUGGCACGAGCCAGCUCAGAGCUGAUCCUGAGAGGCCUGCAGCCAGGAGCAGAGUACAAGGUACGAGUACGGGUAAAGCUGGACGGGAUUAGCUACAACGGCUACUGGAGUGCCUGGAGUGAGCCGGUGUUUAUGGGAACACUUCCUGCAGAACUUGACCUGCUCAUCGUGUCCCUGACUCUUAUCAUCUCUAUCGUCCUCAUUGGCCUGUCUCUCACUUUGCUCCUGUCACAUUGCAGCAUGUGUGCUCUCUUCAGGUUUCUUGUGAAGAAGAUUUGGCCGACUAUUCCAACUCCUGACAGCAAGUUCCAAGGUCUUUUUACCGUUUAUGGUGGGGACUUUCAGGAGUGGUUGGGGCACACCAGUGGAGGGCUAUGGUUGACUCCAGCUUUCUUCAACCCAGAAGAAUGCCCCUCUCCUCUGGAAGUCCUGUCAGAGCUCAGCCUUUGUCCCUCACUGCCUCCCCCACCUCUGCCUCCCAAGACCUCUAGAGCUUUGACCACAGGCAGAAGGGAGGACAUGAAGAAAGGACUAGAUGAGAGAGGCGAUUCAGCUCUGACGGAGGGAUGGAGAGCCACACCACAUGACCACUGGCUGAUGGACCGCUUACGGGCGCUCCAACAGAAUCCAGUACCCAGCUCCCAGUCCUCUCUGCUGGAGUCUCAAGAUGCUUAUGUCACCCUGAACGCCAACAACCACAGCGAAGAAGAACACCUGGAUGACAUUCUAGAGGAGGAGUUACCCCUUGAGGUGCUUUUUUCCUCCAGAAAGACAGCGUUGUGUGAAUCUCACUCUGACCUGGGAUCUGUGCAGCAGAGCUCUGGGUCUGGUCGCCUUUCGUCACAGUCCAGCUUUGAGUAUCCAAACCAUGUCUGGAUGUCUAAAGGCCCUCUGUACACCUACAUGGCAGUGGCAGACUCUGGGGUUUCUAUGGAUUACAGCCCCAUGAGCAGACUAGAUGACAUUGGAAAAUUGGUUAUCUAUGCCAAUGAUUACAAGAACGAGAUCCCUGCUCAUAGAAGACCCUUCCUGCCACGGCAGCACCCUCUCCAUGAUGACGGCUGAGAAGCUGAGCUCAACUGGACAGGCUGCACAUGGACUGAGCCUUGAAGCAGGCUCAGUGAAGGGUACAAAACUAUGGAACCUCUCUCUAACUGUUGAGAAAGGUUUUCAAGGCUGACUUGAUCCCAAAGCAUAAGCUAAAGGAAGACUUGAUGUGUAUAUGUAAUAUUUACUUAUUCAAAUCAUCCUGGAUCUGUACAGAACAUUACCAUAACACAGAAAUCUGUAACUAUCCUAUCCUGUAGAUCAGAUCAGGAUUUUAUGAUAAUUCACAAAUAUUAAAGUUCAAGAGUGUUUCCAUAGUGAUUUCUUCAUAUCUGAGCUAAGUGUACUCUUACUUUUGAAUGACAGAAUGGCUGUUCGAGGAAAAAUACAGAAAAGACUGAACUACCGAUGCUAACGUGCUGAUGUUCACCAUUUUCUCCAUCUUAGUUUUCACUCCCUUACACCAAAUUAAAACUAAUUAACAUUUAGAUGAUGGUGGUAAAUGAAGCACUUCAUCCUCUGCGGACCAUGGACAAAAUGUCAUGGUUAAAAUCUACAAUGCCCAGCUUUUAGUAUUUUAAAAAUUGAAUCAACAUAUUUAAGGCAUCUUAAAAUGGAAAUUUUUGAGGGUUUGUUGACAAUAAAAAAAGAAUAUCAACCGUGUACUCUUUAAUACCUUCAAAUUUAAACACCACAGCUUCCACUUGAACCCUGCAUCCAUUAUGUCAUUUCUAAAUCUGAAAACUGUAUUUGUAAAUAAUAUUAUGAUACUUUUUGUAUUUUAUUUCCCUGAAGCAGAGCAAAACAGAUCAAAUGACCACUACUGUAGGCUGUGCAGGAAGCUUUUUAAGUCAGUAUCAAUUCAUGUAACUGUAGUUGUUAGAAAGCCUUUAACUUGUCGUGUCACUGCUGCCAUCUAAAGAGCAGAGUGUGUACAGUCCGUCCUAACAUGAACAUUUCUGUUCAAAACAUGUCAACUGAUUCCAGUUUUUAAAUCAGACUGAAAUAUUUCUUUUGUUUUUCAUGCUUGCUUUUGUCUUAGAAAACAUAUCUUGUUAUUGAAAUUGUUUGGCUCUAGUAGUACAUCUCUAAACAUUGUUGACUUCUAUUAUUGUUAUAGGUUUAGUAGUGUGACACAAAAUGGAAACAAAGGUUUAAAACUCAAACCCAACUGAACUAACUGACCAUGUCUUACUGCUGCAAGACAGCAAUGAAUUAUUUAUGAAAGAUGAAAAAACUAAAUUCACAGAUUGAAGAUUGAAAACACACAUUGUUUCACGUUUGUAGAUCACAUAUCAGUUUGGCUUUUCUUCCCUAUUAGGCAGCAUAUACUUUAAGAGAUGUGUCACACUCACAUGGUGAAGGUCUCUGUCUUAAAUAUUUUAAUAAUUAAAUCCUCAGUAGUAGUUUGAUUUGAAGUAGAGUGAUAUUUACAUUUUUUUCACUUUCAGAAACAUUCAGAAUAUUCUGUACUGAUUCUGAAAUUAUUUUCAGUUUUCAAAAUAAGUUUUUUUUUUUUCUGAUUUGUAAAAUAAUUGAUAUCCAUAAAUUCAACAUCUCGCAUGUUAGUCACUCCAGUGUUUCAGUGCAUCAGUGGUUCCCAACCUGAGGGAUGGGACCCCUCAAAAGGGUUGCAGGAUAAAACUGAGGGGUCAUAAGAUGAUGAAAAAAACAACACAUACAUAUUUUAUACAAAAUGUUUAUUUUAACAUACAGUUUAUUAUUCUGACCUUUCUGACCAGCAGCUCUGUGGUUGGUCAGUCAGUCCACCAAAAGUUCAGUUCUUUGCCUCGGAGGCUGAAAUGUUCCACACAGCUAUUAUGAAUACAUACUUGUUAACUUUUAGGUUGAAUUUCAGGUAAACUUUGUUCUAAGGAGUCUUGUGCCAGAAAUGUUGGUAACCACUAUUCAGUAGUCUCCUUCCUGUGUCUGUGUAAUGUAAGAUUGUAUUCACAUGUUUGAUAAAGCUUUAUGUCACUUCAAAUUUUAACUCAUUAAACUUUGCACAUCUUCA
Molecule: messenger RNA, 3794 nt
Organism: Larimichthys crocea (large yellow croaker)
Lineage: Eukaryota; Metazoa; Chordata; Actinopteri; Sciaenidae
Gene: epor
Product: erythropoietin receptor
Exons: 8
Coding region: 35-1798 (587 amino acids)
Biological process (GO): cytokine-mediated signaling pathway
Cellular component (GO): external side of plasma membrane
Molecular function (GO): cytokine receptor activity; protein binding
Source: RefSeq, a predicted model, not a curated record